AUGAUUUAUGGUCAUAUACAUCAAUUUCUUUUGAGAACGAUCGCAAGCCGGGGUGUUAUUUCUAUGACUGAAACAGAGAAAAUUUUGAAUGAAUUUGAAGCAAACAUCCAAGCUUCUGUUCAAGAAUUAGUUAAAGACAUAAAUGAAAAAAUAAAACCAUUUGAGCAAAUGAUUAAGAUAGCUACUGAUGAGUUCACAGUAGAGGAGGUAAUUAUAUUCUUGUCCCUUGGCUAUGAUGAUGCUACUAAAUCUCAGAAUGUAUUUUCUGCAACUGAACUUGAGUACUUUAGAAUUCUGAUAGAACAAAUAAUGACUACAGCGACAAGGCAAAUUACUGGAAUACAUGCAGUCAAUUUAGUUAGCAAGAUGAAAAGCUCUUUCACUAAGAUGGAUGCACAGAAAUUACUCAAUGUUUGGUGUCGUAUGCGCUAUCUGGAUAAGGAUGACACAAACUAUGCUUUGGGGGUGCGAGCGAUCCAUGAAUUUGAGGGCUACCUCCGGCAAAAUAUGCCAGACACAAUUGAAGAAUGUUGUCUUUGUAAGCAGAUUGUAUUUAGGGGCUAUAACUGCCCAGCUUGUGGAUUGGCUGUACACACGCAAUGUCUGAAUCGGUACUUAGAAAAAGUACAGAAAUGGCCAUGCUGCAAGGUUGAGUUUAGCGAAUCACAGUUGGAUCAGUUGAAUUGUGAAGGGUUAACGCAAACUCAACAUUUGGAAGCGACUCAACAAUCUGAAGAAUACAAUACUGUAGUUGAAGCGGUGUGUGAUACAUCAGGAGAUGAGGAUCAAGGGACGCAAGAAAUAAUUCCUGAAAUUUCCCAAAGAAUUACUAGGAAGAGAAAACGGCAGAACGAUUGA
Molecule: messenger RNA, 858 nt
Organism: Parnassius apollo (apollo)
Lineage: Eukaryota; Metazoa; Arthropoda; Insecta; Lepidoptera; Papilionidae
Source: the annotation of a GenBank genome assembly